AUGUGGAAAACUUAUGAAAAAGCGGAAGAUAAGGAGGAAGACCCCCUCCUUUCUCCCAACACAAUGGCGGAACUGAAGCCCGUGCACGGCGUCUCCAGCCAUCUUGGCACCGGAAUUGAAGGCUGUGUGGAGACGGUCAAGCCGCUGCCGGAGGCAUGGCAGCGGCAUGUUACUGAAUUCGAUCUCGCCGCAUACGACAAGGACGACUUCACCCUCUCGAUGGAGAAAAACAUCAUGAGCCGCAUGUUCUCUGCAUUCGAUGUGACACAGUUGGGCUAUCUGGAGAACAGUAAGAUUGAGCAGAUGUGCAAGUAUCUGGGCCGUGACAUGAACACGGAGGAUGUGAAACAGAUGAUGAAGGAGAUUAAUGCCAUUGACGGCCACGUUACAUUUGAGAAGUUGUGGACAUGGUGGCGCUCACACCCUGAGUGCUCGCGAAAGGAGUGCUUUUCGAUGGUCUCUGCGCACUUCUCUGUGCCAUACCACCAGCAGCAGCUCAUGACGAAGGAGGAGGGUGAGCUCUAUACGCCGAGCUAUCGGGUCCUGUACUACUUUAAGGACAUGGAGACGGGACAGGAGCGGCAGGUAUCUCCGUGGCACGACAUCCCGCUUUACGUGCGCGACCUAGUGCGCACAAAGCCGGAAUCGGAGCCCAUGAAUCGCUACAAUUUUAUUUGUGAGAUCCCAAAGUGGACGCGGGCGAAGUUUGAGAUCGCAACGGGGGAGCCGUUCAAUCCUAUCAAGCAGGACGUCAAGAAUGGUGUCCCGCGUUUCUACAAGCACGGUGACAUGAUGUGGAACUAUGGUGCGCUGCCGCAGACCUGGGAAAGCACGGAAGUCGUCUUUGAGGGCAACGUUACUGGCGAUAACGACCCGAUCGAUGCGGUUGAGAUCGGUAUGACGCAGUUCAGAGUUGGACAAGUGGGUGCAGUGAGGGUGCUUGGGGUACUUGGGAUGAUUGAUGAUGGACAGAUGGACUGGAAGGUGAUCUGCAUUUCUCGUAACGACCCCAUCUGUCGUUUCGUGAAGAACAUUCAUGAUGUGCCUAAGUUCCUACCGGGGUGCCUGGACGCCAUCCGCGAGUGGUUCCGUGUGUAUAAGAUUUGCCAGGGCGGCGUGGAGAAUAAGUUUGUCUUUGACGGCGAGUUCAAAGACAAUGCGUUCGCAAUGAAGGUGAUUGACGAGUCACAUUUCAUGUGGGGCAAUCUCUGCAAGAUCAAGCAGAAGAAGAGCGUCUGA
Molecule: messenger RNA, 1239 nt
Organism: Trypanosoma grayi
Lineage: Eukaryota; Euglenozoa; Kinetoplastea; Trypanosomatida; Trypanosomatidae
Product: acidocalcisomal pyrophosphatase
Exons: 1
Coding region: 1-1239 (412 amino acids)
Biological process (GO): phosphate-containing compound metabolic process
Cellular component (GO): cytoplasm
Molecular function (GO): inorganic diphosphate phosphatase activity; magnesium ion binding
Source: RefSeq, a predicted model, not a curated record